Messenger RNA from Tigriopus californicus, 887 nucleotides. RefSeq names its product DNA replication complex GINS protein PSF3-like (gene Psf3). The transcript has 2 exons. The coding region runs from base 114 to 785 and encodes 223 amino acids. The record is from RefSeq and is a predicted model, not a curated record. Lineage: Eukaryota; Metazoa; Arthropoda; Copepoda; Harpacticoida; Harpacticidae. Gene Ontology annotation, biological process: mitotic DNA replication initiation. Gene Ontology annotation, cellular component: GINS complex.
UGGCUGAACAUUUUUCUCUUGUCAAUUUCAUGAUUUCAUUGAACCCGCGAUUGACAUUUCUGCAGAAUUGAAUUUAAAGCGGGAGAUUCAAACCUUCCUGGUGGUCUGGCCUCAUGUCUUAUUUUAGUUUUGACGACAUUUUGGCCUCCCAAGAGCGCUUGCCUCUGAAAACGUUGGCCUCCGUGACCGGAUGUGCAUUCCUGGCCCCUUCCAUCUCCCAACACGCCCAUUCCGAUGAUGAAGACGACAAUGGUGAGGGCGUGACGAACCCCAGUAGUGACAGUUCUCGUGCCCCGGAUGAUUUGAGGGCCGGCGUUAAGAUGGAGCUGCCUUUCUGGAUGACCUUGAGUUUAUUGAGGGCCAAGGUGGCGAUUGAUGUGGGCGUGCCUCCCAUAUUCACUUUGGAGCGCCGACCCAUCUUGAGGGCGGAUCCGGUGAGCUUGAAUCUGCCCAAAGUGGGUCCCAAACACUUUUAUCGUGUGGGUGCCAAGUUACUCAGGUUCAAACAUUCGCAUUUGGGCCAAGGGGAUGACCAUCUUGGGUCAGUGUUGGUUGACAUGAUCAUGAAACGCUUCCGAUACAUCCUGGACAGUUCCCAACAUUGUCAAAUGAAUGCCAGUGGAAAAGAAACGGACAUCCUGGAUGUGAUCGAAAAAGAGUUGUUCCAAGUGGGCAAACAAUCCCGAAAACAAAUUGAAGAUUGGCUUUUCCGGAGAACACACAAGAUGGACAUGGCUGACUUGGUCUACAAGAACAACAGGAAACGAAAAGCUCACGAAAUUUGACAGCAUAUCUGACGCCAAGAUCAGGUUGCUUUGCUCCUCUCAAUGACCAAACCUUUUGUAGCAAUCAAUACAUCCUUCAUGCACACAAAUCAUAUCAAGUUA